Molecule: messenger RNA, 1621 nt
Organism: Galendromus occidentalis (western predatory mite)
Lineage: Eukaryota; Metazoa; Arthropoda; Arachnida; Mesostigmata; Phytoseiidae
Product: AT-rich interactive domain-containing protein 3C
Exons: 8
Coding region: 143-1564 (473 amino acids)
Biological process (GO): regulation of transcription by RNA polymerase II
Cellular component (GO): nucleus
Molecular function (GO): DNA binding
Source: RefSeq, a predicted model, not a curated record
CAGUUCUUUGCGGUAUUUACCCUGUUUGAGUGACACUGGACGAAGUUCCACCGCCGUGAGGCGCGGCCGAUUGAACACGCUGUGAAACUUGAACGAUAUCAAAAUUCGUGUCAAAAAUCGUGAACCCGUCCCCGUGCACAGGAUGGAGUGCGCGGCAGAUCUGGUAGAACAAAACAUGACCACACGUGACGAACCCAUCGACGACGAUGACUACGGUGCCGAUGAGGAGGACGACGAACAGGAACUCGAUCUCCGAAGAUCCCCCUGCGAGAACGGAUCUAGUGGAGGCGAUCUCUCGGAUCCUCCCAGCCACGUAUCCAAAGAUCUCAAAGAUUCUCAACAGGACCAGCUACAGAUGUCCGCGGCAGCCCUAGCGACAGCUCAGGCGAUGUUCGCGGCAGCGGGAAAGGCCUCGGAUAGACUCCCGUCUCUGGGCUUCUUGCCGGGAGCUCACGGCUUCCUCAACGCACAGGCUCAUCUGCAGGCUCUCCGCAACCCAGCCUUCCUCCAACUCACCCAGAAUCUUGGACUGCCCGAUCCUGAAAAGCAAUACGGGUUCGACAGUCAGCUGAAACAGAUUUUCGCAAGCCAGCAACAACAGCAGCAGCAGCCGCAAGGAUUCAAGGCACCCGCACAAACCUCUUCGAAUCCGGAAGAUACUCCAAAACAGAAGUCGAGCACAGAGUUCUGCCGUGACUUCAAACUGUUAUACGAACUAAGCGAUGACCCAAAACGCAAGGAGUUCCUUGAUGAUUUAUUCGCAUUCAUGCAUAAUCGAGGCACACCAGUCAAUCGGAUCCCGAUCAUGGCGAAGCAAGUUCUGGAUCUCUACGAGUUAUACCGACUGGUUGUUGCACGGGGAGGUCUUGUCGAAGUGAUCAACAAGAAAAUCUGGAGGGAAAUCACCAAAGGUCUCAAUUUGCCGUCGAGCAUAACCUCCGCAGCUUUUACGUUGCGCACCCAGUACAUGAAAUACCUGUACCCGUACGAGUGCUCAAAGGAGAAGUUGAGCGAACCUGAGGAACUACAGGCGGCUAUAGACGGCAAUCGACGCGAAGGUCGCCGAUCGUCGUACAACCACUUCAAUGAUAUGCUUUCUUCGUCACAAGUUCGCUCACCGAACAACCCUCCCUUAUCGCUGGUUUCCCACCGAGGUCUCCUGCAGCUGAACGGUGGCUUGAACGGGAGCAACAACAGUUUGAACAACAGCAGCAGCGGCGAUGAAGACAAUAGCAUCGGAUCCAUAACGCCAUUGAACCAAGAGCAAGCCUUGAACCUUGAUGUAAAGACAGAGCGGAAAUCUCCCCCACUACUUUCGCUCCCUCAAUCUCAGCCUCUGCCGUCGUCCUUGAAACGAGGUUUGAAUCCUCUGGAUCAGCUUAGCCCGCCGGAGCAUCCCGCAAAUCACUUGAAAAAACUGUGUACCGAAGAACUUCUGAAAAAUCAUAUGAAGAUACCGAUCAUUGGCAAAGAUGGACGUCCAGUGGAUGCAGGUAUCCCAGUGAGCAUGGAAAUCAACGGUGUGCUCUACCAAGGCAUUCUAUUCGCCCAACCGAAGCACUGAGAGUACCAGAUACUCUCUCCUAGCUAGAAUUACAUAACUGAAAUAGAAGAAGUAAGG